GUUUCAUGUUUUCCAAAUGGGCGAGAAGUCACCAAAAGUCACGUGCCACCGUCAAAGACUGUCCAUGCUACCGUGUCGUCGCGAGACCAAUCACCGUGAACGCUAGUUUUCCUAAAUAAUAAUCCCAAAAUCAAAUUAACCGAUUUCACUAUCCUUUAUCUUAAUUCAAAAUUUUUUUAAAUUCUCUUACUUUUUUCUACAUUUAUGAAAAAAAAUUUAUUACUGACAUGAAUUAAAAUCUAGUGAUUGUGAGUGCUGUGUGCGAAUAUUAAAAAAAGAAAUGCAAACGUCCGAUUGUAAACAAAAAUAUUUUUCCUAAUAUGUAAAAUUCUUUUUUUUUAUGUUUAUACAAAAAUCUAUAUAUGAAUAGAGGACAUUUAUUUUCAAGUUAAGAGAAAGAAUGAGCAAUUAUUUCGUACGUCCACUAAGAGGUCGAAUAUUGCAUCAAUCCAAAUGGACUAAAACGAUAUCGUUAGCGAAAUAAAUCUUUUUGAAAUUCAUUUUUGAAUUUUUAUAUAGUGAAUUAUAUAUUGAACUCUUGAAAAAAAGUUAUUGUGAUUUUUUUUCGAAUAAAAGGCCAUAAGAUGAAGCGGCAGGAUCGGACGGAUGCCCGCUGCCAUCAUCAUCACCACCCGUCGGCAACAACAAAAACCUUUUUGAUCACUGUCCAUUGUAAAACUGACAUCGUAAAGUGUCCAUGCUUUUCGAAGUCAAUGUGAAAAAAAAUUGUGUUAAGAAGUCUUCAUUAAAGUUCAAUACAUUUUUCGAACACCUUUUCGAAAAGCCACCACCUGGAUAUAGUUACAUUUAUCAUCUCUCUCUCUCUCUCUCACCGAAAAAAAACCCUAUAAGGAUAAACUAGUGCCGAAAUGGAUCUUAGUACAGCUUAUCGAUAUAAUCAAAAUAUGAUGGAAUACUACACUUGUCAUGGGGGAGUGAAUCAACUGGGAGGUGUUUUUGUGAAUGGAAGACCCUUACCUGAUGUAGUGAGACAAAGGAUAGUUGAGCUAGCACAUAGUGGUGUUCGACCGUGUGAUAUUUCCAGACAGCUUAGGGUGUCUCAUGGCUGUGUAUCCAAAAUACUGUCGAGGUAUUACGAGACAGGAAGUUUUAAAGCUGGUGUAAUAGGAGGUUCCAAACCAAAAGUAGCAACGCCACCAGUUGUAGAUGCAAUCGCGAAUUACAAAAGAGAUAAUCCGACGAUGUUUGCUUGGGAGAUCAGGGACAGGUUGCUUGCGGAAGGCAUUUGCUCGCAAGACAACGUGCCAUCUGUUUCAUCAAUUAACCGAAUUGUACGAAAUAAGGCUGCCGAGAAAGCGAAACAUGCACACCAACAACAACAAGCGCAACAGCAAGGUCAACAACAACAGGGUCAACCGGGUACAGGUGGCUCAGUAUCAGUUAUUGCCCAUGCUCCCGCUACACCUUCUGGUCAUCCUGCAGUAACAGCACCUAAUGCUUACAGCAUAAGUGGAAUUUUAGGAAUUCCACCACAUCAUCAGGAUCCUAAUGGAAACAGUAUCAAACGAAAGCGAACUGACGAUGAAGAAAAUCGUGAAUUAAGUGAUCACACUGAUGAGGAACUUAAAAGACAAAGAGGUACUUACAAUGGAGAUCAACUUUAUUCUAACCUGUGGUCAAGUAAAUGGAGCAUUAAGGAUGAGCAUAAGCUGCUGAAUGAACUUGGAGGUAGCGGUGCUACCGGAAACGGUGGUGGCUCAGGAGGUAGUGGUGGAAGUAGCGGAGGAGGCAGCGGAUACUAUGAACAUGGGGGAUUCCCCGGGAAUGCGAUUGCAACCUCCGCAGAACUGUACGACUCCCUGGGCACCAUUAGUACUAUGACGCAAGCGCAGACGCCCCACCUCUACACCCCGCCCAUAGGGGGCACUAUAGGUGGUACUUUGACGCCGCUUACACCUCUGACGAUGCAAGAAUUAAAACUGAGUCAAACAUUGGAUGGUGCUAACAUGUCUCCAUAUCAUACAUCUGCAGAGAGCAGUACCGUUGCAGUAUCGUAUGUUGGUGUAGGAGCCGGAGGGGGCGAGCAAAGUCCACCGCUUUCGUUGCAUAACGAGACUAGCUCAGCCCCUACGGCUAUCAACACAACUACUGGAGAUCCAGGACUGACAGUAUUACAGCCACCAGUAUCUCAACCUCAGGUAUCAUCCGCAAUUCCACCUUACACGACAAUGCUUCCUAGUUUUGGACACUAUGCAACUGGUACUGGUGACUACGCGUAUAGUGCGGCAUAUUCUCAGUAUUCAGCUGCUCCUUAUAGUAGUUAUGGUUAUGGAACUGCGACAAGCGGGUUACUCAAUUCAUCAUAUUAUUACUGCAGCGGGGAUACGCUGGCGUCUUCCCACAAUAAUUCACAGCAGGGUGGAUGUAACAAUAAUGCAGGAUCAGAGAACAAUACGGAUGCAGCUAGUCGUUCACCCCUUGCUGCAACAAGAGCUAGUAGUGGCGCAAGUGCAGCGUCACCUACUGGAAGCGCUUGCACGAAGCCCGAUCAUAGUACUACUUCAACCGAUCUAUAUUUAGCUUAAUUGAAAGGGAAGUUGUUUAUAGGUUAGAAAAACUCCUUAGGUGCAUUGCUAGUAAAACCCAACAAACUUACCAAAAAAAACAUUUUUUGAAAAUAAUUAGCAGGCGCCAUAUCAUACAAAUUUAUUUUUAAAAAAAAAUUCGUAUAUUGUUUUGUCGUGUCAGAGACAGUGAUAAAUGCUCAUGCGUUUUGAUAUAGAAGUCUCACUACACGAAAAACUAGCGCUCUUCCUGUAUUGCUUCUACAAUCAAGUGCAACAAAAAAAAGAACCGUCGACGGAUGCUCUCUAUCAUGCAUGUAGUGAAUCCGUAAGUUUCCUCUGAUUUAAAAUAUAUGCGAUCUUUAGUGAAACAUAAUUAAUCGCCGUCUUCUAUGGCGGAUCGUUAUUUUACGGUAUAAAUUGAGAUCGCAAUCAAUAACAUUUUUCUUGAGAAUCAGAGAAACAAAAAAUGGACCUAACAUCGUAUUAAUCCAGUAGCAAUAUAUUUUUUUUAUCAGAGGAAACAGUCAUUAUAUAUAUAUAUUAUAGGAGGUGGAAAUAUUUUGGCAUAUAAAUUAUUUAAAACUUUUAUUUUAUAAAAAUGGAAUAGAAAAUUUAGAUUAUAAAUUAUGUGGGAAAAGUUAUAA
Leptopilina boulardi is the source of this 3172-nucleotide messenger RNA. It is a transcript of the gene sv, whose product is annotated as paired box protein Pax-5. NCBI's taxonomy places the organism in Eukaryota, Metazoa, Arthropoda, Insecta, Hymenoptera, Figitidae. Bases 870 to 2546 code for a protein of 558 amino acids. The transcript is spliced from 10 exons. Gene Ontology annotation, biological process: regulation of transcription by RNA polymerase II; anatomical structure development. Gene Ontology annotation, molecular function: RNA polymerase II cis-regulatory region sequence-specific DNA binding; DNA-binding transcription factor activity, RNA polymerase II-specific. The record is from RefSeq and is a predicted model, not a curated record.